AUGCUAACACAUUCAGGUGAUAAACCUCAUGUCUGCAAUGUAUGUGAUAAAGGGUUUGGUCAGCUUGGACAUUUAAAGAGGCACAUGAAAACACAUACAGGUGAUAAACCCCAUGUCUGCAAUGUAUGUGGUAAAGGGUUUAGUCAGCAAUGUCAUUUACGAAUUCACAUGAGAGCACAUACAGGGGAUAAACCUUAUGAUUGUGAUGUAUGUGGUAAAUGUUUUAGUGGCCUUCAUAUUUUACAGAUUCACAUGAGAACACACACAGGUGAAAACCCUUAUGUUUGUGAUUUAUGUAGAAAAGGGUUCCGUCGACUUCGUGAUUUGCAGAGUCACAUGAGAAUACACACAGGUGAAAAACUCCAUGAUUGUGACGUAUGCGGUAAAGGGUUUAGUCACCUUCAUUCUUUGAAGGAUCACAUGAGAAUACACACAGGUGAAAAACCUCAUGAUUGUGACGUAUGCAUUAAAGGGUUCAGUCGACUUUGCGAUUUACAGAGUCACAUGAGAAUACAUACAGGUGAAAAACCUCACGAUUGUGACGAAUGCGGUGAAGGGUUUAGUCACCUUCGUUUUUUGAAGGAUCACAUGAUAAUACACACAGGUGUAAAACCUCAUGACUGUGACGUAUGCGGUAAAGGGUUCAAUCGACUUGGCGAUUUACAGAGUCACAUGAGAAUACAUACAGGUGAAAAACCUCACGAUUGUGACGAAUGCGGUGAAGGGCGGUGA
Messenger RNA from Mytilus trossulus (common blue mussel), 732 nucleotides. RefSeq names its product zinc finger protein 83-like. Gene Ontology annotation, cellular component: nucleoplasm. Gene Ontology annotation, molecular function: RNA polymerase II cis-regulatory region sequence-specific DNA binding; DNA-binding transcription repressor activity, RNA polymerase II-specific. Lineage: Eukaryota; Metazoa; Mollusca; Bivalvia; Mytilida; Mytilidae. Bases 1 to 732 code for a protein of 243 amino acids. The transcript has a single exon. The record is from RefSeq and is a predicted model, not a curated record. Gene Ontology annotation, biological process: regulation of transcription by RNA polymerase II.